AGAGUCGUUUCCGAGAGAGAGAAAUCAUGGCGGCCAACGGCGCGAGAAGAACCCUACAGUUCGCGUCAUCGUCCGCGAAAACCCUUCUCGGUCGUUCUUCGGUGGCGCGCUUCGCUUCGAAUGACUUGAAAUUUGCUGGAGUUUCUGUUUCUGAGUGUUCAUCUGCUUCUUCUCGCUUCUCGCUUCGCAGGUUCACUUCCUCCAGGGUUCCUGUGGAGUUGGGAGGAGUGUUGUCAGUGAUGCCGUUGCAUAGUGUUACUGCCUCAGCUUUGUUCACUUCGUUGUUAUCUCUGAGCAAUCAAAACUGGGGCUGUCUGUCUGAAGGUUUCGCAACACCGCUAUAACAUGGCCCUAUGAAUCGCAUUUCCUUGCAAGAGUCCAAGAAACCGAAAUUGGUUUUCAUUCAUGUCAGCAUUACUUUCCUGUGUUUCUCCCUUCCAAUUUUGUUGGAGUUGGAAGAGAUUUUGGUGCUGAAAUCAUAUAAUUGGAUGUUUUGUUGUGUUUAUUUGGAUGUUUUGUAUUUGAAGGCUGUUUAGCUCUUUGCUCGGGAAAUAAAUUUACCCAUCUGUGGUGAACAAAUUAUGUUAGGCCCUCUCUUGGGAAAAUUCAAUUUAUGGCUGAUUCUCUA
Tarenaya hassleriana is the source of this 628-nucleotide messenger RNA. RefSeq lists its product as uncharacterized. The record is from RefSeq and is a predicted model, not a curated record. Bases 27 to 344 code for a protein of 105 amino acids. Gene Ontology annotation, cellular component: mitochondrion. The transcript has 3 exons. NCBI's taxonomy places the organism in Eukaryota, Viridiplantae, Streptophyta, Magnoliopsida, Brassicales, Cleomaceae.